AUGAAGUUCACCACCAUCCCCUUUCUCGCUCUCAGCUUCCUCCUUGCCAGCGCUCCCCUGGCUCUCGCCAACCCCAUCAAUAGCGGUUCCAAGGUUGACACCACUCCGACCUGCGUGUCCGAUCCCGAGGGAUUUAUGACCGUGGCCGACGCCCGUUCUUGCUUCGACGAGAUUGCUGCUAAAGGCACUCAGCUGAUCACUACCAAGGCCCCUGGCCAGGCUAUGUGCGUGAGAAGGAGUGGCGUGUUUUGGGCGGGGAUUGGAGGGGAUGCGGAUCAGAGUGCUGCUGCAUCCGACAUCGCUGCUGCUGGAAAGCUUAUUCUGGACACCUGCAAGUUCAACGGCGUUCGCGGCAUGCUGAGCGAGAUGACUGGUGGCGGAGCGUACGUGGCUACCAACGACCACAUCUAUGUCAUGUUCUCCAAGGAUGAGCAGGAUGACUGA
This is a messenger RNA of Sordaria macrospora k-hell, 444 nucleotides long. RefSeq lists its product as uncharacterized. Lineage: Eukaryota; Fungi; Ascomycota; Sordariomycetes; Sordariales; Sordariaceae. The record is from RefSeq and is a predicted model, not a curated record.